Messenger RNA from Phytophthora infestans T30-4, 708 nucleotides. RefSeq lists its product as hypothetical. The record is from RefSeq and is a predicted model, not a curated record. Gene Ontology annotation, cellular component: Golgi apparatus. Bases 1 to 432 code for a protein of 143 amino acids. Lineage: Eukaryota; Oomycota; Peronosporomycetes; Peronosporales; Peronosporaceae. Gene Ontology annotation, molecular function: GTP binding; GTPase activity. The transcript has 5 exons.
AUGUCAGCGCUGCGUAGUAUGGAGACGACCCACAAGAGCGCGACGGUAUUGCGUUGUAAGGUAGCUAUCGUCGGCGAUGCUACCGUGGGCAAGACAGCCCUACUGCAGGUUCUCAAGAGCAAUGGUCACGAAUACCCGAAGAACUACGUUAUGACAUCAGACGUGGAGCUAUCAGCGAAAAGUAUUGCUAUCCCCGAUACAAAUGUCGUUGUGGAGCUUUAUCUUUUUGACUGUGCUGGCCAAAGCAUUUUCAACCAACUCGACUUUGGCACUGUGCAUUACAAGGGUGCAUCGAUGGCUCUCGUGGUGUUCGAUGUGAAUAACAAAGAGUCAUUCAAAUCUUGUAGCAAGUGGUACCAGGAUGUUCGAGACGCGUCGCCAAACCACAACAUUCCAGGUAUGAAAUGCUCAGCAUUUGCCUUGGCGGCAUAACACAACUUUGCUUCAGGUGUCCUGCUGGCCAACAAGACGGACCUGCGCUAUAACAACCGCGACGCAAUUUCCACCAAGGAGGCAGAAGAAUUUGCGUCGCGCAACGAUCUGAAAUACUUUGAGUGCUCUGCGCAACAAAAUUCGGGUGUCGAGGCACCCUUCACUUAUAUCGCGGACUGGUUCCACAAGAAAUAUCAAGCAGCAACACAGCGUGCAUAGGAGAAUGCCAUGGUUGCAUAUUGACUUUCGUCACAUCAUAAAAGCGAGCUUCCUUUA